CCAACAUUUCGGCGGUGACUCAGCCUCGUGAAUAAUGCAAUACGGAGACGUUCCACUUCAAGGACGUGCGUAUCUCCUGCGUUGCCCACUCUGCGGAUGGAGAGAAAGAGUCGGCUUGCGUGUCGAUGGCCACGUGCACAGCAGAUCAAUCGACCAGCACGACUGCAAUGUCACCGUUCCGCGAGGCGACAUACUGUACGCCGCGAGACGGCGAAUGUGUGCAAACAGGUGGAUUGGCACUCGUGGAUUCGAGCUUUAACCAGACGGCUCUCAGCCUGCUCGAGGACCUUGUGUCCUUCCGGCGUAUGUACGAGUCGCUUAAUGCGAAGGCUUUGGGGAACCACGAGGGAGUCCCGGCAGGCCACCGUAAAGUCCAGGUCCGUUCGGUGGCGCCCUCUUCUGGUUUCCUUUCCCGACGUCACGACGACGACAUCUGCCUCGCCGUGAUUGGCAGGAUUUGCCACGCUGCGAACCGGCGAUUGGGCAUGCAUUAUAAGAAACUGGGAGAUUAUCACAGGGCGCCAGGGUCACGCGACGAGUUUGAGCGCACCUCCGAAUCGUCGCGUUGAGCACCAAUACAGUUCCGUCAGAUCUUCGCCUUCGCGCAGUGGUGCCAACGUUCUGGAAUGAGACAACACUGGUGUGUCAUCCUUUCUUUCACAUACGUUUGACCUGGAAUUUAUACCGCGACGACCUAGCAAGUUUCCAGUGACAAAUCGUUUAAGAAUCCAGAAGAACCAACCAAUCUAUAUAAUUGCCUAAGAAAUUACGAAGAAAAUAAAACAAAAUGUAUCGGGCGAUUGUCCUUUUAUGAUCAAUAAUGUCA
Molecule: messenger RNA, 826 nt
Organism: Ixodes scapularis (black-legged tick)
Lineage: Eukaryota; Metazoa; Arthropoda; Arachnida; Ixodida; Ixodidae
Exons: 3
Coding region: 126-569 (147 amino acids)
Source: RefSeq, a predicted model, not a curated record